Eleginops maclovinus (Patagonian blennie) is the source of this 1210-nucleotide messenger RNA. RefSeq names its product gamma-glutamylcyclotransferase b (gene ggctb). The record is from RefSeq and is a predicted model, not a curated record. NCBI's taxonomy places the organism in Eukaryota, Metazoa, Chordata, Actinopteri, Perciformes, Eleginopidae. The transcript is spliced from 4 exons. Gene Ontology annotation, molecular function: gamma-glutamylcyclotransferase activity. The coding region runs from base 17 to 694 and encodes 225 amino acids.
UCUGUCCCUGCUGCUCAUGCUCUCUCCCCUCCGCCCUCCGCUCCUCCACAUUCCGCUGGCUCGGCUCAAACUCUCCACCUUUCCUCACCUCCGACCCUCCUUGUUCUCAUAUCCUCCCCUGGCAGAAGCUGGUGACAACAUGCAGAAUGAGCACACCUUCCUGUACUUUGCAUAUGGCAGCAACCUGCUGAAGGAGCGGCUCCAGCUAAAGAACCCCUCUGCAGCAGUUCACUGUGUGGCCAGGCUCAAGAACUAUAGGCUGAUGUUUGGGAACUAUAAAGGCCUUGCCAGUGACCGCUGGCAUGGAGGUGUGGCCACCAUAGAGCACAGCCCAGGGGACAAGGUGUGGGGUGUGGUGUGGAGGAUGAGCAUGUCUGAUCUGGAGUCUCUAGACAGUCAAGAGAAUGUGACGUUAGGUGCCUACAGUCCUGUGGAGCUGUCAGUGAAGACAAAACAGCAGGAGAUCAACUGUCGUACUUACAUAAUGAACAGCUGUGUGUACGCCCCCCCGUCACCACAGUACAUGCAGGUGAUCGUGAUGGGAGCAGAGCAGAACAGCUUGCCAAAGGACUACCAGGAGAAGCUGAGAGCCAUCAAGACCAACAUGUACGAGGGUCCUCUACCCAUGAUGGCUGAACUGGAGCAAGUCAGAAGAGGAGCCAAAGAGAGGGCCAACCAUCGCUCUGAUGCUUGAUAAUCCAUCAGAAUCCAGAUCCACUGUGAACUAUGGGAACGUCUGUGUAAACCCUGUAGCUGACCUCAUACUGUAGCAGAACAACUUCAUAUUGAAUCAACACCUAUUGGCCAGCCGGGUCUCUGAGUAUCAACUACUUACAUUUAGCAUUAAUCUACAGAUGAUAAUAACAUUUGUUUUUUGACGGCAUAUACAGGUGCAAUUUACACCUACAUAUCAACAUAGCGAGUACAGUACUUUAAAAAAUAUAUAUAUUUCAAUGCUACUUUCUUGCAUGUAACACCGCUUUGAGUCAUGGACAACAUAAAUAUUCCCUUUACCAUAUUGAUGGUACUGCAGUUAAAGGGUGAUGCAGAAUGAUGUGUCACUUCUUCUCCACCAUACCAAUCUAUGAUAUUUUGAAAUUCAAAAUCAGUGGCUAUUAUUCGUCUUAAAGGAAAGAAUACAGUAAUAUUUGUUGUGCUAGGUGUCCCUUGUCACCUCACCAACUGUAACAUUAUUGGAAACAUUAUUAAA